AUGGGACUCCCGUACAAGCGCUCUACGCCAGGCACCGGUACGGACGAUAAUAUCUCUGUUGCGGCAUCGACGCCCGAGAGAGCGGCCAAACGCCAGAAACUGGGCGACCCAAAUGCCGGCUACGCGCUCCUCCGUCACUAUGGCCCAGCGACUCCUCUCCUCACGCCUCCGCCAAGCGCACUUCCCGCGCCUGGUCGUCUCUACCCAGCUGUCUCUCUCACCGUCAAGAUCCCCCAGCACAUCCCCGACAAGAAAGAGAAGCAGACGCUCGCAGCCCGCAAAGCAGCAGCUACGCGCUGGGCGAACUCAGGCAAACUCACGAGGCCCUACCCGACCAACCGCGAGCUCAACAUGGCCUACAAGCUCAAGCUCGUGCGGCACUAUCCUGCCUCACCCGGCACCGUCCCAGAGUCCAACUUUGUCAGGCCCCAGAUCAGCAAGUCGAGCCGAGUGACCAACCUUCUCCGGUCCUUCCCGAAGCAUCUGAGCAACUUGGUAGUACCAGCGCCAACGCAGCAGCGCUAUAUGAACCAGAGUAUCCUAAAUAGGAAUAAGGAGAUCACGGCGAGCGAGGACGCGGUUCGUCUAGCGUGGGAGAGCUUCGCGGUUCCGGACAGACCGACGCGGCAUGCGAUGAUGGAGUCGGGGCUCAAGACUGAGGAGCUGUACAAGGAGGACCGGGGGCUCCCGAAUGCGCUGCCGGAGUGGAAGAAGCAUCGGACCAGCCGGUUUCGAGCUCAGAGGGUCGGUGGCGCAGGGAAGCGGCUGCGAUAA
Messenger RNA from Trematosphaeria pertusa, 774 nucleotides. RefSeq lists its product as uncharacterized. NCBI's taxonomy places the organism in Eukaryota, Fungi, Ascomycota, Dothideomycetes, Pleosporales, Trematosphaeriaceae. The record is from RefSeq and is a predicted model, not a curated record. Bases 1 to 774 code for a protein of 257 amino acids. The transcript has a single exon.